Messenger RNA from Vanessa atalanta (red admiral), 4794 nucleotides. Its product is annotated as kinesin-like protein CG14535. Gene Ontology annotation, molecular function: microtubule binding; microtubule motor activity; ATP binding. The record is from RefSeq and is a predicted model, not a curated record. Gene Ontology annotation, biological process: microtubule-based movement. The transcript is spliced from 8 exons. Bases 219 to 3842 code for a protein of 1207 amino acids. Lineage: Eukaryota; Metazoa; Arthropoda; Insecta; Lepidoptera; Nymphalidae.
CGCACGUGUACCGCUAUCCAGUUAACCUAUCGUGUGUACGGUUCCGUGUAGUGCUGGGUUCAUAUUUUAUUUUAAGUGCUUUCGAAUGCAUGAGUAUAUGAGUUAUCAGUAACGAUGUUCCUAUUAAAACUAACUAUUAAAACAUAAGUAACCUAAUUAUGUGCGAGAAACUGUGUAUAUAAAGUACAAUGAGUGUAAAUGUUAUAUAAUCCGAAGAAAUGGCUUCGUACAGUCACCAAGAAACGCAAUCUAGUCCUGCGAAGGAGGUACCAAGAACAACAAAAUGCAGCAGUGGUUCACCACACCGGGAGCGCAGGAAACGAGAGGAGGAGUCUGUAUCCUCUGGGUUCAGCGCUGCUUUACAUCGAACACCGCCGCCUCCUCCACCAGCCUUACUUCGACGACUUGGUGUGAAGGAACCGACGGGUGUGGGCAAGGUGAAGGUGAUGCUGCGUGUAGGAGCGACAGGCGAAGGUCCCUUCACCAGCGGCACGCAGACCUUCUCCUUGGAUAAGCGCAAGAAACAAGUGACUUUAUGCGAAACGGCGUCCGCGACGUCUGCUCCUGAAGACAGAAAAGUCGGUGUUGCUGCUCCUAAGAUGUUCGCUUUCGACGCCAUCUUUUCUCAAGACGAUGCACAGACGGAGAUUUGUUCCAGUGCGCUGACUGACGUCAUACACGCCGUUAUCAAUGGGACCGAUGGUUGCCUCUUUUGCUUCGGACAUGCAGGACUAGGAAAGUCGUAUACAAUGUUGGGGCGACCGGACUCCACGGCUUCACUCGGUGCUAUACCAUGCGCCAUAUCUUGGCUGUUUCGGGGUAUCGCAGAGCAGAGACAUAAAUGCGGUACUCGCUUCUCCGUGAGAGUGUCUGCUGUAGAGCUGUGCACUAAUACAAAUCAAAUACGAGACCUAUUGGCGCCGUACCAAAAUGACACGGAGCAAUCACCAGGUGUAUACCUUCGAGACGAUCCUCUUUUUGGCACACAUCUGCAGAAUCAGUCAGAACUUCGAGUGCAUAGCGCUGAAAAAGCAGCAUUUUAUUUGGAUGCGGCCUUAGCGACACGUGGAACGAGAGAGGAAGGAAAAGACAGUCAUCUUCUGUACACGUUACACAUUUACCAGUAUAGUGUAGGCGGAAAGGGUGCAGUUGCUGGUGGCCGGAGCCGUUUGCACUUGAUAGAUUUAGGGAACUCAGAACGAGGAAAAACGAACGGAGGUAUACCGUUAUCAGGGUUGGGGAAUAUACUUCUUGCUAUAUUUAAUGGUCAGCGACAUUUACCAUAUCGGGACCACAAUCUGACACACGUUUUAAAAGAAUGUUUAGGUUCUUUGACAUGUCAUACUGCAAUGAUUGUCCACGUGUCUCCGAAUGGUCAAAAUUAUUCCGACACUUUAACAACAUUACAACUGGCAUCAAGAAUACAUAGAUUACGAAGAAGAAAAGUGAAAUAUAGUUCUAACAAUAACGCCGGUUCUGGAGGUAGUUCUGGAGAAGACGCUUCGAAACCAAGCAGCAGUGAACCUGAUCCAUCGAGUAGUGAUUUAUCAGCAGAUACAGUAAUUUAUGUAGGACCGUUAGAUGAUGCAACUGACGGUGAACAUCCUCCAGUGUAUAUACCGCAUAUCAAUUCAGGUGACAACAGGUGUAUCUUAAGUAAAGCUUUAAGAGGUUCAGCAGCUGAACAAAAACAGAAAUCCUCUUUGUCUAAAGUCGUAGAAGAAAAAAGUCCUGUACAUAAAUUGCAUUCGUCUCCUAAAGCAUCACCUUUGAAAAAUGUAACUCAACCUAAUUUUACUCCGAAGUCGUCACCUGUGCACACAGCUUCAAUAAAAGCGGCACCUUUAAAAAAACAGGCACCAAAGCACGGUGACGAAGGAAAAAAUAAUAGUGAUGAACAAUGGAUCGAUGGUCCUCGGAUUUCAAAGUCAAAACUAGUAGAAGCACGACAUAUUAUAAAAGAAACCCAGGGGAAAAAGAGAGAAACUUGGAUCGAUGGUCCAAUGCAAGAAACUAAGUUACCGCUACAAUUUGAAUCUGUACCAAUUCAACCGAACGCUGUACCUCUACAAGUUGGUGUUCUUAACUCUUUUGGUAGCGAAAGUAUUGGUUAUGGGUAUAUGGAUAACCAUAAGAAAAAUAUGAUAAAGAAAUGGGUCGAAAAUCAAACUUCUCAAAUUCAAAAGUCUAGACAUAGUUCUCCUAGCCAUAAAGCCCAACCACCCCAUAAAGAAGAACAGAGAGUACCUGAAGAAGGGGAAACGACUCAUCGAAUGGAAAUUAAAGAUGCAGCUAGAAGGAUUCACGUUGAAGAAUCUACUAUUAGAACAGGUUUAAAGGCUGGCUCAAAAAGCAAUAUGGCAAUAGAGGAGGAAAAUCUCGGUCAGCUUGAUCCCAACUCAAGUCGAAAACCGUCCAGUGCCAGAUCAUCGACAAAAAAUGAGCCUGACGAAGACGAUGAUAGCGAAGAGUUAGCGGAAAUUCCGCCGGCAUUACCUUUGAUGAACCCAAGUAGCCUCAGCAGUAGAGAAGUGUCAAUGGAAAGCUUAGAUAGUAAAUACAAAGAAAGAAUGAGGAUGGAUGAUGAAAUGAUUUCCAGGCGGAGUCGAGAUUUAGAUCUUCAUGGAAUGAGCAAAGGGCACGUAGAUGAUGAAGAUGACAUUUUAGAAUUAAUAGAGGUUGAAGAACCAUUAGAACCAGUCCCAAUGCAGGACAGUUGUCUUCAAGUUACAGAAGAAGAUAUUGCGUACUGUAUGGGUUAUGCUGAUCAUUCUUUUGGUGAUAUUGACCAUGGAGAUGGUGAGGACCAUCCGCUUAGAAUUUUAAGCCAAGAAAAUUUAACUGUAGCUUCAACUUUUACUGAUACACUUUCUAUGUACAGUGAAGUUGAAAGACAAAUAAGAAACGAAGCAUAUCUAAGACAAACUAUAGGGUUUUACACACAUCACUUUGGAGAUCAUCCAAUAGACUUGAAUCCUCAAGAAAGCUUACCUUCAUCACGCUCGAGGCUAGAAGAACUUAUGGGAUUAACAGAGUUAUAUGGUUCUCGUAGAAUGUUAGAUAGUAGUAGCAAUGUACCUAAUCCCAGAAUUGCUCCCCAAUUUCAAUCACUUUCAAUGUGUAAUGUUAGAGAUACUGAAGAUUAUCAUGGUGACGGAUCUGUUUAUAGUGAACCUGCAUAUCGGCCAAGUGACAAAAUUUGUGAUAGUUGCAAGCGGUCUAUGUCGAGGCCGUGUAGUGCUGUAGGGGAAUGUGAUGCGUACCAUGACUUAGACAUAGCACACAAUGACCCUUAUGGACCCUUUGAGAGAUACAGAUCAAAUGAUAUUACAGAUGCCAGGAUAGCAUCUUUAAGGCAUCCAGAUGGAGCAUCUGAUCCAAAUUUAAGAGAAGAAAAUCGCAUGCCAGGUAGUGGAGCGCCAUCUAGUAAUUUUAAAGAACUAAAAUCAAAUUUACAUUUAGAGGUUACACCACCAGUUGUUACAAUCGAACCGCGUUCUGAAAAGUGUGAAAAAGGUGAUAAAAAUGUUGCAAGAGUAGUUGCUAGCUGUAAACCAGAUGGUUAUGACAGUGGACAUGAGUCCACACCCCGAACUGGAAAACACAGUCCUGCGGCAACUUCGAGAAGAGCAGAAUCCGGUUAUGAUUCGGUACCGAGAGAUUCUGAUGCAUCUUCUUUAGAUUCUUAUCCUACUCGAAGAGCGGCUGUUGCAAGAGCACACGCCAAAAAACAUACAACAGCUAAAUAUAAACAACACAGCGACCGAUCGUUUUGUUCGUGGUUGAGAAACCCUUUCACUUGCAAAUACGCGGACACCGAUCCUGAAAUUAGUGACUUUUAACAAUAAAGCAAAAUUUAUAAACUUUAUAUAACGGUACAAAGUUGUACUUAUAUAUAGUAUUUAAAAUCUGAAUAGUUAUAUCAUUAAGCUACGUUACCGAAUUUAAUCUGGAGACUGCUUUUGUACUCUAGACGUACUCGUAUUUAUACAACAAAAGCUUUGGCACUGAUCCAAUGAGGUUACCACUGUAUUUUUCUGAACCUUAUGAAGCUUCUAGUUCUGCUCCGAAAUAUAUUUUUAAAGACGUACUUAGUGAGUUUAUUGGAUCGUAUAAUAAAUAUAACACAUUGUAAAUAAUACAGAGACGGACAUGUUAUGCAACGAAAAUAAAUCGACCCAGUUAGAGAACUAUUACUGCUCAUUUUUUGUACUUUUAUAUAAUCAUCGACAUCAUUUUUAAUCGGUACGUUAAUAAUUGCAAGUGUUGUUUAGCUUUUUAUAAGAAAUGUAUAAAAAUAAAAGCAAGAGUCUUCCUCUGUCUUCCCCGCCUCUGAUGUCGUACUGUAAUGGCACUGCCAUAUUUUCAACCUUUGCUACCACUGAUAUCUUCAAAGAUGUUUUCGAUGCAUUUCUUCCAAUCACUUAAUAAGAUGUUUUCAAAUUGGAAAAUAAUUCACAUCAUUGGAUAUCUAUUGGAAGUAAAUAUCGUUACUUUAAUACCAAUUACUCGUUCGUUUGAAAUAUAUCUUUAGGUUUUAUUAGAUUUCUUGUUCAUGAUAAUUAAGUGAAUGGAUCGAAUGUUAUUUUAUAUUGAUAAGAAAUUAUCUAGAAAUAAGACUGUUGUGUCAUUGGCCAUGUUCUGAAUAGCUUUAAUAUUUUAUUAUCAUCUUCAAAAUCGGCGAGACCGUUUGUAAAUAAAACUCGAAUGCAAUCACUAUGGCUUUAUGAAAUGUUGGUGAAUUAGUUAUCGCUUUAUUGUCAAUGUUCUGUUAUAAACCAUUUAAUAUUAUAU